This is a messenger RNA of Gymnodraco acuticeps, 1545 nucleotides long. It is a transcript of the gene srprb, whose product is annotated as SRP receptor subunit beta. Gene Ontology annotation, cellular component: Golgi apparatus. The coding region runs from base 16 to 951 and encodes 311 amino acids. The record is from RefSeq and is a predicted model, not a curated record. Gene Ontology annotation, biological process: intracellular protein transport; Golgi to plasma membrane protein transport; protein localization to organelle. Gene Ontology annotation, molecular function: GTP binding. Lineage: Eukaryota; Metazoa; Chordata; Actinopteri; Perciformes; Bathydraconidae. The transcript has 7 exons.
CAGAAUGUGAAUAAAAUGAACUUCACCAGGAGGCCUGCAGCGCCCCCUGCCGGCCGCCCAGCCUCUGUACAGGCCGCAGAGGAAGGAGACGUGUCCCACUUUCAGAUUAGCUUCAGCGGACAGAUGAAGGCAGACAGCACCGGUGGCAACAUGGGGGACAAAGCCGACGUGGAAAUAUCAGAAAACCCAUUUGAACCUUACAUUGAAUUCCUACGACAGCAACUGGAAGACCAAGAUCCCAUUUUUCUGAUCGGAUUUAUAGUCGCUUUGGCAGUGGUUGUCAUUACCUGUGUGUUUUUGAAGUACUUCCUCACCAGUAAAACUGUCCGAAGUGCUGUGCUGCUGGUGGGUCUGUGUGAGUCGGGGAAAACGCUCCUGUUCAGCCGGCUGUUGGCAAGUAAAUUCAAGCGGACACAGACCUCCAUCACUGACAGCAGUGCUCCUUACAAAGCCAAAAACGACAGAGGCAGCGCCUGGACUCUGAUUGACCUGCCAGGACAUGACAGUCUCCGCUCUCUGUACCUGGAGAAGUUCAAAUCUGGAGCUAGAGCCAUUGUGUUUGUAGUGGACAGCGCUAUCUUCCAAAAAGAAGUGAGAGACGUGGCAGAGUUCCUGUACAUCUUGUUAACGGACAAUGUGAUCUCCAGGAACGCUCCAGCUCUCGUGGUGGCAUGCAACAAACAAGAUAUCACCAUGGCAAAAUCAGCUAAACUGAUCCAGCAGCAGCUGGAAAAGGAAAUGAACACCUUGCGGGUGACGCACUCUGCAGCUCUGAGCUCUCAGGACGGCUCUGUGGGCGGCAGUGUGUAUCUGGGGAAAAAAGGCAAGGACUUUGAGUUUGGCCAGCUGCCCCUGAAGGUUGAGUUCCUGGAGUGCAGCGCCCGCGGCAACAAGGGCGAGGAGGGGGAUGCAGACAUUGAGAGUCUGGAGAAGAGCUUGGCUAAACUGUAAAGUCAACAACCUCAGAUGACCGUCCACAAUCACUUCAGACAUCAAAGGAGCUGCGAUAUCCAGGUGGAGGAUUGCUUUGACAGAAAUGUCAAAUCAGCCCCAUCUGGCUGGCUGUCGAUGUAAAACUUAAAAGGUGGAACAACUUUUGAAGCAUAUUCAAUCAAAAAAACACCAAAAAGACUGAAAGUAAUGCAAAGGAAAUGAUGUAGCAGUUAUCAGGCCCUCUGCAGCGAUGAGACAUGAUUGUGUGCUUAUUCAGUGUCGAACUUACUGUGAUCCUCCUUCAAGUGCUUCAUUUGGCUUUCUAGAAAAAAUACUGAAUAGUUUAAAGCAUUUAAGUGUAUUUGCUUUUGCUGCAAUUUGAGGUACAUUUACCAUAAGCUGUCACAGGUUUUCACCAUUUUUGUUUUAAACUUUGGAUUUAUAAGCUGCCUUGUGAUAACCGAUGGGCAAUGAAUUGGAUUUAUUCACUUGAACAUUGAGUUUUGUGCCUUCUUCAGGUAAUCUUAUAGAAAAGUGUUUUGCUGGUUAGCAAAGAAAAUGACAGGUUACUUGUGUGAAAGUGUCGUGUGAAUACAGUGCAUUUGCAAGAAA